Hymenoscyphus albidus is the source of this 961-nucleotide messenger RNA. NCBI's taxonomy places the organism in Eukaryota, Fungi, Ascomycota, Leotiomycetes, Helotiales, Helotiaceae. The record is from the annotation of a GenBank genome assembly.
CCCGACUCCAUCAAGAACCUCACACCACCAUUUCCAACACGCCCCAGCUCUCUCAAUCGCAUCUGCGAAGCUCCUACCAGUCUACAGAGCUUUAAAUUCAACGUCCGCAAUCAUGAAGCCCGUCGUAGGUGUGAUGCAGGCAUGGUCUUGGUACGUUACCCAUCCUCAACCCGAUAGCUUCAAACCACCAUCCGGAUACCAGCUAAUGGCAAUGAUUAUAUAGCAUCGUCAUCUCCGUGUUUGCGAUCAUUAUUCUGUCUAUCAUCGGUUCGCUCUUCAAAUCAGGACAUCACUCGAUGAUGGGAUCAACGUCGGAUCCAAAGGAUGGAGCAGCAGUUGCUGGGACGGUUUUUUCGGCCGUGAUUGUAUAUGCUGUACGUACAGGGUUUCCUUCAGAAUCAGACUCGAUAAGGAAGAGCUGGAUAGAUUCCUGGAUGGGGUCAAAGGAGGGGGGAUUGUGGUUCUACACAUAAGGUGACAGAAUAUAGGGAAAUACAUCUGCUAACCUUACCGCAGCUUUUCCUUUUUGGAUGCGGUUUCCAAGCCUACCUACAUAUCCACGAGAACCGAAGAGGCGCAAUUUCCCUAUCAUAAUCACACGAUCGAAGAAACCAAUAUCCACAAACAUCCGGCAGAAAGUCUGGGAUGUCCAAUUUAAGAAGUGUGUACCCGGAGAGGUAGAAUCGGAGCCAGGGCUGUACUCAUAAGCAGCGAAUAGGAUGUUGGGGAGGGUUUGGACGGCGUACCGGUGUUGCGAGUAAAUCUCUAUUUGAAGAGAUGCGGUGGUCUUUUUGGGUCAUCGAUUUAUGGUAUGCCUUUUUGUACAGUAUGCGGGCGGGCUUUCGAGCGGGUUCAUAAUAAAGAGGAUACUCGCACAUUAGAGACUCCCUGCUGCUAGUACGAAAAAAUAUGAUUGUGGAACUACCUGUAUGAAAGGAGUUAUGGGAAUUCCUGACUAACC